Molecule: messenger RNA, 1200 nt
Organism: Penicillium salamii
Lineage: Eukaryota; Fungi; Ascomycota; Eurotiomycetes; Eurotiales; Aspergillaceae
Source: the annotation of a GenBank genome assembly
AUGAUGGCACGUGGUCCGUGCGCGACAUCGCCUUCCCAGGCACCGGUUAGCUUCACCUCUCCCAAUGCAAACAUGGUGUCUUUUUGGCCCUGGAAGGGCGACGACAACUCAGCGGCUUCUUUCGAGAAGACCCUGUCCACAUUGUCGACAAAGAUCACCCAAACCACGACGCGACUGGAUCAGCAACGUCAGUCGUCGCGGAGGGUCAAAGCUCUCUGGACUCUCUAUUCAACCUUCGCUUAUCUGUUCUAUACCAUCACAAUUACCUUGGUCUUCGGAUGGGACAACUGGGGGGUGAAGGAAUAUGCAGCUAUUGCGGGCGGGCCGGUCGUGAUCUAUGGUAUUCGCAAGCUCAGCUCCAAGUUCUUUGACUACCAAAUCUCCCGCAACCAAGCUCGCCUAGAUGAGUUCCACAAGCAGAGGGAAGAAACCAUUGAAAAACUCAAGGUCGCCACCAAGUACAACACCACGCAGGAGCUGCUAGAGAAGUACGGCGCCGAGUCUCCUAAGGCUUCACCUGCUCCAAAGGGGGAAACGGGCAAGGAACAGCAUGUCCAGCCACCGCAACCUGCUCCCCGCACAGGUCUUCCCCCACCACCGACCGCAAACAUCUACCGUCCUAUCCCACCGCAAACCCCGAACAAUCCGUCGCCCCAACCCCCCUCCCCUCCCGUUGAACUCGCUCAAGGCCCUCCACAAGUCCAAAAAUCUCCAUCUCCUUUUCCCCCGAGCUCUGCAGAGCAAGCUGGCUUUGCGCCAAACGCUUACUCCAAUAGCGGAGAAUACAUCGAACAACCGCACUGGUACGAUCGUCUUCUUGACGUACUGCUCGGCGAAGAUGAGACCCAGCCUCGCAACCGGAUGGUGAUGAUCUGCAGUGGGUGUCGAUUGGUCAAUGGUCAAGCGCCUCCCGGGAUCAAAACCUUGGAAGAGCUGGGUCGCUGGCGGUGCGGCAGCUGCGGAAUUUGGAAUGGGGUUGAAAGUGAGACCACACAGAUCCUGAGUAGCCUGCGUCAAGAUGCUGUGCCCGUGGGAGACUCGUCAGAAGCUUUGUCAAAGGCCGACGCAGAUCCCCAGUCCUCUGAGGGCAGUGAUGAGGCUGGCAUGGUGGCAUCAAGUGAGGAAGAACAAUCGGAGGAUCCCAAGCCUGAGCCUGUUCGUCGGUCAAAGCGUAGUGGAAAGGGCAAGGCAAAGGAGUAG